CCCUCUGCCUUUGUAAUUUUAACCUAGAAUGUCGGUGACGACAGUCUCUUGCAUGGAGACCACGAAUGCCGGAAUAAAUCUGACAUUAUGACACCAGACACCUGGCAGGUCUGACAUCGCAGGGGUAAAUACUUAGAGUUACUAUAAAGCCCCGGGGCCCCCUCAGGACUACAGUUGUUUACCCCUGAGCUCCGGACAGGAUCGUAGGGCCGGACAGAGGAAACAUUUAAGAUCCAAUACGCAGGAUUUUUACGUCACGCCGUUGGAAGCAAGCCUUCACGGUCUUUGCACAGUUACAUCCCAUUUGGGUACAGGAGCUGUCAAAGGCAAGGCGGUACUGAAACAAGCAAGAUCUUGAUUUAAGCAACAAACCUGUACUUGAACAGGUUACUCAUAUUCUACUCAUAUUCUGGAGCACCUGUUUCAAUUCAUCAAAAACUCAUGAGAGGGAGUUACUGGAGGAACAAAUAAUAAGAUUUAACCGAGGUAUUGGUGGACUUGCCAAUGUGGUCACUCCAGUGACCUUUCAGGAAUUGCAGCGUAAGAUUCUGAGCACAGGCACACAUACACAGAAGAAUGGCUGCAUUGGAAUUGCACUGUGGGCCGGAGCCUGGGAGUUGUGUGUGGGGUGGAAACAGAGCUGACCUGCUUGACAGUUUUGACUCCGAGAUGCAGGAAUGGGAAGAUCAGCUACAGGACAUGCAGAGGAAGAUUGAAGAGUUGUAUAAUGAGGUCAAAGCACGAAGAGAAGCCAGCGAGAGCAGCACAAACAACAUCACAAACAAUAAAAACCUGGACAUUACUUUGCUUCCUGUCAACUCUCAGUAUAGCCACCAGGCCAAUGGUUAUCACGAACCUCAUGGUCACCCCAACAACAGCCUCCCAAUUUGUCAAUGCAGUGAAAUAAAAGCAGAUCCUUCAGUUAUGCAAAGCCUUGGGUUUCACCACCCCAGUGAAUACUGUAAUGGCUCCAACAAUUGCAUGCUUAAUUCCCUGAGCAACGACAGCCAUUACCCUGCCAGUUGUCAUGCUUUUGAAAGGCAAGAUGCCACCGUAGACAUACUCAAUGGAUACCUCCAACAGGGUCCACAUUUUAGAAGGAACCCAGGGAAUCUUGGAGCUCCAAAUAGAAACCCCAAGGUAUAUCCAGUUACACACAGUUAUCAAGAUAGCAUGAAGACCAGCCUGGCGACAAACAGGACUGCCUCGUGUGUGGUUCUGGAUGAGAUUGAGGAGGCUGAGAACAAAAAGAACAAGAAAUCAAGUUGGGAUGACUCCCAAGCCCGCCACGUUAGCUGGAAAGACCCGGUUUCAUCAAAUGACCUUCCCCCUAAAAAUUCAGCUUCCAAACUGGCAAUCAGACAGAGAGAUUCUUCUCCUGUAACCCCUCGUUCCACUUACCAUGAGUCAUCACAGCAACCUGACAGGAAAUGCCUCUUUCUUGACAGGAAAUCUGGCAGCCCAUCAGUGUUGCGUAAGUUUGGUGCCAUGUUGCAGGAGAAUGAGGGAAAAACCCUGAUAGAGGAUGGUCUCGUGACCACCGUUGUCUCUGCUGAACCUCCGAGGCAAACCAGCACUCCCAUUUGCCAGAGCAAGUUUGAUGACAGGCGGGCAUCCUCACGCACGCACGUCCAGAAAUGCCGUGCAGACUGUGAUGUACUGGUAGCAGAUCUGGAGUUUUGGGCAGCUGGUCCUUCUAGACACCUCCUCAAUGGAGACAGAGGCAGUGGGAGGGGUGGUUGUGUUCUUGAACAGCGUGGCUUGGCCUGUAACUUAAGCCAGUCACAGCCUCACCUUAAUUCGGGGUAUCACAAGGUGGCUUCAAUGUCUAAAGCCCACAAAGCGGGCUUCCAGAGGGAGGACCUAUUCUCUGACUGCCAGAUGGUAGAAAGGAUUCUGGGAGUAGGAUCUCAAAACUUCAAUAAGGUACACAGAGGACUUGGUGUCAAAAUGAUGAGACGGGGAAAUGACAACUUGGAGCAACUUCUGGAAAUGAUGGAAAUAGAGAACAACAGAAGUCAGAGGGCCACAUUCACCCAGCAACUGGACAACAAGCAGGUCAACCGGGAGUCAUCUCCUGCACCUAGCAGUAGCCAUUUUUCUCGUCCUGCUCGACCAGCCAAUCAACGCCGUCCAUCCAGAUGGGUUAAGCAUACUCACCCAAGCAAAAUCGCCCACACAUCCGGCCCAACAAGCCCUGGCCUGAAUGCCAAACAAUUAUUGAAUUCAUAUUCCCGACACACAGAAACUGUCAUCAUGUGACCAGGAUACAACGAGCUUUAAAGGACACUUUCACCCAAUGGCAUAAACUAAACUUUGACCUUUUGUAGAACACGAUCUACUUUUUUGUAUAUAUAACCAACACCACCACAGGAAAGUACCUUAUUGCAGCCCACUAGAAUGCCCUGUGGUAUUUUCCUUAAAUAACUUCAAAAGGUUACUGCUUUCAUUUAACUCUGCGCUGUUUGAAGUGCUUUGGAAAGAAACUCCAGUGGACAUUCUCUAACCUGGUGAACUUCUGUGCCUAUGAACCCUUCAUUGCCUUUUCUCUUCAUUUCUUUCUGUCAUUCUCAUUAAAUUUUCUAUUCUUUUAUUCUGUUAUCUAUUUUCCAGAGUGCUUUGUGUACAGUGCAGUUCUUGCGGUGCCAUGUAGGACAUUUUUUGUAACCAUAUAUGCAUGUUUGCAACAGGCAUAACGUAUUUAAACAUACAUGGCAACGAGUUAUUGAGCCUUAUCUAUUAUGCAUAAACUGUAAAGGCGUGUGCAAACGUUUUGAUGUUCUGUCAUAAAGUCCAUUUCAGUAUUGGAUUAGUGCUUCAUAAUAUUGACAUGAUAACGGGCUCAUAAUGUUUUUUUUUCUUAUAAAGCCUUAUUUGACUGCACCUGACGUGGGCUGUAACUACUCGGUGUAUGGUAACAUGUCUGCAUUCUCCAGCCUUGUAAAAAAAAAAAAUAAGCCAAAUGAAGUGAAUUAUUCUUUAAGUUCAACAUCUGUGAAAAGUACAUUAUAUCUUUUGACAAUAAUAUAAUGAAGAAAUGCUUUUGGAAUGUUUAUUUAUUAUUGUGAUAUGUGACCCUUACAAAAAUGUGAUGCUU
This is a messenger RNA of Sinocyclocheilus anshuiensis, 3097 nucleotides long. RefSeq lists its product as uncharacterized. The transcript is spliced from 6 exons. The record is from RefSeq and is a predicted model, not a curated record. NCBI's taxonomy places the organism in Eukaryota, Metazoa, Chordata, Actinopteri, Cypriniformes, Cyprinidae. The coding region runs from base 577 to 2262 and encodes 561 amino acids.